Molecule: messenger RNA, 3237 nt
Organism: Sclerotinia borealis F-4128
Lineage: Eukaryota; Fungi; Ascomycota; Leotiomycetes; Helotiales; Sclerotiniaceae
Source: the annotation of a GenBank genome assembly
AUGCCUCAAUCCUUACAAUUCUAUCAAGGUUAUCCAAAUGGUCCUACCAAAAAUGGCAAUUUCAAUGCGACUGCUUGUGAAAUUGGUUUGGGUAUAACCUCCAAACAGCUCAUUAGUUGGUAUUCUGUUUGUAAAGAAAUAUUUGCUAAACCGGAAUUCGAUCUGUUUGAGCGUAUCAAGUCUGGUGUUGUUGACCUUAGAAACGAUGUUGCAUUGAGUUUACGCCUUACAAUACAUCUUCGCCAAACGCUCACUAGCGAGUUUGUAACAGAGUUUGAUGCUAUCGAUGCAAUAUAUCAUGGAUGGGUUGAUAAUGCCUUGAAAGCUAUUAUUCGCCAGGCGAAGAAUCAUGUUUCUCGACAAGGCGUUCGACAAGGCGUUCGACAGCCAGCUGGCUCGAAUCCAGUAACAGGCAAAUCCGCAUCGCCAAGCCCCAGGCCUGGGCCCUCAACUAUACAUGUUUCUCAAUCAUCACAAUCUAUCCCGUGUGUCAAGGUUGAGACUGCAACUGAUACCAACAGCAAAGUUACAGCGAAUGAGAUUACAGUAAAUAUACAUUAUCUCAAUGACCCACGCAGAACACACAAUGAUCAUCUUCUCACAUUUGUUCACGAGGAUUCUGCACAAAAGCCACUAGCCCUUCUACAAGGGAAGGAUUUCGAUUUUCAGCUAUUUAUCGAACUUGUUAAAAACUUUAACGAGAGCCGACUUCACUUCAAUCCAGAGACUGAUAAUCUCUUCGCAUACCCACCAGACAUCAAUGAUAAUAUUGAUUCCCAGUCUAAAGAUAACUCGAAAGUUGAGGCUGUACCAAUUGAGUAUCCAAACGACUUUCGGUUCUUGGUUCAGAACGUUCUGAAUGCUAAUCUAUCGAUAAUAAAUUUUGAGGUACGACCGAAGUCUUUAGCAUCAACACGUUUGGGUUCCCUUGAAGAAGAUCAAGUUGAGAGUUCUGUAAAGGAGUUAUUGAAUUCAGAUAUUGAUACUGAUAGAACGAGGCGAUCAAACACGCAUGCUAUAUCCCCAAAUUUGGAUAACACCGAGCCGAACUUGGAUGAUGGACGCUCAAAACAAUCCGAUUCAGAGUUAGUGUUAGACACAAACGAUCUAGAACCAUCUGAGCCGGAUUCAGGCCCUAUACGCUCCUUAUUACCUCAAAGAGCCCGAAAACACAGUAGGCCUUUAAGCUCUGCUAGCCCCAGCCCUGUUCGCAAUCAGCGCAGACGUGAAAAGGGAAAGGAAAGGGAGAUUGACAGUAAUACUCCUGAUAUAUUCUUUACUCCUCAAUCAUUGAAAGAUUCAGGAGAUUCGGCUGAGUCUACAAAAAAUAGACCAGAUGUCGAUGCGCCAAGUAGUAGUAGCGACCAGGGGUUUCCUACUGGCGAGACAAUUGAUUUCGCUAAACUGUAUGUUUUCGAAAAGAAUAACAAUGAAAGGCCGGGGCAGGAGAAGGAGGAAGCAGAUGAUGAAUUUGAGAUUCGUUUAAGGAGAUGGAAGGAGAAUGAGGUUGAUAUAAUAACUCAAAGGAUGCAAGCGCAACUUGAGAGUAAUGUGUGCGAACAACUGGACGAGAAUAAAUGGUCCGAGACAUGUACUAUCCUCGGCCAUCCUAAAGAGAUGAUUGAAUCUAAAUUUUGUGUUAAGAUUGCUGGAAUGGCACGUCGGCUACUACCUUGCCAAGCACAUGCAGUUGUGCGAACAUUAAUGAUGUGGAACUCUAAUGUUCACUCCACAUUUCAUGCUCAUGCUAUGGGAUUAGGAAAAUCAACAAUCACACUCGCUACCUGCCAUAUCCAGCAUUUGAUCAAUUGCAUGUACGAUGACAUAUCUCGGGAGCCUCAAAAACAUCUUUCGAGCCAUCGCAUCAUUCAAGACAAUCGUAUAUGCCCAUCGAAUGAUCAGGUACGCAAACAAUAUGGUCUCGAUUGUCCAUGUACAAAAUCUCAUCCUAUAUCGAAAAUUAAACCAUCACUCGGGAUUCAUAUCAUUAUUGCACCUCUGGGCUUAUUAACAAACUGGCAAAAUGAAUGGAAUUCAUGUUACGAAAAAGAGAAUCCAUUCGGUAUGCAACUGGUUAUUGCCCACAGGAAUUUCAAGGCUGAAGAGAACAUCUCGAUAGCAAAUCGCAAACUUAUGCUCGCAGAUAUAGAACUUGGAGAAGCCGAUGACCGUCAUCCUCAUCCUAUCUGCAAACCGAAUAUCAGAAAUAGCCGCAUAGUUUGUGUAACAACAUCGCACUCUUUGCAACAACAGUUGAUUGAGAAGUUUGAGAGGAUAAUAUCGGUUCCAUAUCAUUCAGAAGGAAGCCUCGCAACAAGAUCAGAUGGAUCAAUAUAUACAACAAAACCGAAAGUUGUAUAUGAUCAUUUUCCAUCCAUUCCAUUAGUUGUCUCAUCACUAUGGAGAGAUGAGGCACAUGCAGAGAAAUUGCCUACAUCGAAAACAAUCCAGCACCCUACGCUCAAUACCUUUUGCCAUGAUGAAAUGACUGAACUUGGAAAAUCAUGGGAUAAGAAGGUUAAGCAAGGCAAUGCUGAUGAAGAAGCUAGUCGAGAAUGUGUCAAUAUACUACGGCCUGUUAUUGAGGCGACUACUCUCCGAUUUGACCCUGAUUCGAAUUUCCUUGGAGCAGGACCUGUUGUCUUAUUGCCUCCGAAUCGGUAUCUCGAGGUUGUAUGCAAUCACAAUACAAAGUGGAGCGAUAGACUUUUGAAACAGCGUGAGGAGGAGAAUGCUGAAUACGAACAAAAGGAAAAAACGCGUUACGCAAUCCAUAUGAGACGGGAAUUAAAGGCUAAUGACUACGUCCCUCUCAAGCGUGAACAUACUCAUGCAUAUUAUCGUUCCCGUGUAUUUGCAAGUUUCCCUUUCUUAAUGGAUAUUAGCCAACUUGAAGGAGAAAAUCCGCCAUUACGGUUUACCGAAAAGGAAUGGAGUGAACGUCACAAACUCAAAGAAGAUAAUGUGGCAGAAGAUGUAGUAGCUUGGAAUGAUACAACCGAUCCAUGCUUCAACAAUUGCAAUUGGACUGCUGGAACCAUGGGGAAUAAGAACAAGGAGACCUUUUCUUGGCUAUACUAUAUCGAGAAUAAUGAACGAGAGAAUACGAUUCGACAACGAAACCAUGUUCGGAAGGGGAUUACUGGGGCACUGGAAAGAAAGGUUAUUGACUCCAAGUUUACUGAAAAUAAACAAGCCAUGGGGGACAACUAUGAGCAGGCCUGGCAAAUAGAUUGA